Messenger RNA from Solanum lycopersicum (tomato), 1264 nucleotides. RefSeq lists its product as uncharacterized. NCBI's taxonomy places the organism in Eukaryota, Viridiplantae, Streptophyta, Magnoliopsida, Solanales, Solanaceae. The record is from RefSeq and is a predicted model, not a curated record.
GUCUUCAUCUUUACUCUAAGCAAAAAUAAAAACUCCAACUGAUUUCUUCUCUGUGAACAUUUUUUCUUCGUGAUUGCGACAUAACUGAAUCAUAAAUAUUCGAUUCGUCUAUAAAAUUCGAAUAAGAAUAAGAAAUUGAGAUCGGAAAAGAUGGCCAGAAUUGUACCGGUGAAGUUUAAGAGAGUAGCCGAAGCGUUUGAUGAGGUGGUGAAAACUCGGAUCUGCGAGAGCAGCGGCAGUGAACACUCUCCACCACCUGAGAGCUUGGCGAAUUUAUCGCAACUUGUGAAUUCGUUUCUAGAAGGGGAGGUAAUUACUGUUAAUGAGAAAUUGGAAGAGAUUGAUGGAAAUGUUGAAACUAAUUGCUUUGACGAAUCGGAGAUUAAGGAGAAUUUAAGGAAUCUGUUGGAUCCCGAUGGAAAUUCCGGUGAUGAUUUGAAGAAAAAUGUUAUUAAUGCUGUGGAAAAUGCUUUGCUUGCUGAAGAAGCAAGCUCACCGGAGUUUAAACGAUGGUUGAUGACUCGAUUGCGUGAUCAGGGAUUCGAUGCUGGAUUGUGCAAAUUAAAAUGGGAGAAAGCUGUUAAUCGUACUUCAGGAAGUUACGAGUAUAUAGAUGUUAAUAUUGGUGUUACUCGUUACAUAAUCGAGGUUUCAUUAGUGGAAGAAUUUGAAAUUGCUCGAGCAACGCCUUGCUACACCUCGUUGCUGGAAAAUUUCCCUCACGUUUUUGUUGGAAAAGUGGAAGAGUUGAAGCAAGUGGUGAGAAUUAUGAGUAGAGCCAUGAAGAGAUCUAUGAAGAAAAUGAAUAUUUAUGUGGCUCCAUGGAGAAGACUGGCUUAUAUGGAAGCUAAGUGGUUUGGAUCUUAUAAGAGAACAACAAAUGAACAAAAAGAUUAUCAAAAGAAUAGUUUUGAUUCAUCUUCAAAGAAGAGAAAUGUUGGAUUUGUGCCUAAGCAAGCAAUUUCUUUCUAUUGUAGAGAGAAUGUUGUUGCUUCUAAUAGUGGCAUUAAAAUUGGAAAUUUGGCUGCCGCUUUGAAUGGAUAAUAUCAUGAACAGAUAUAGGUCAUGGUGGAGUUGAUCAAAGAUUUCGAGUUCAAAUUCUGAAUCUGAAUUCAUUGUGUUCCUUAGAAAAUGAUAGAUUUAGUUAGAUUUCAAUGCGAAUGACAGAUAUUUGGUGAAAAGUAUAAAUUUAAUUUGUUAAGAAUUUGAAAGUUAUUCUUGUGGAGGCAAUAUAUAUUAGCAUCAUUUUUGGUGGGUUUGGAAA